Molecule: messenger RNA, 3041 nt
Organism: Castor canadensis (American beaver)
Lineage: Eukaryota; Metazoa; Chordata; Mammalia; Rodentia; Castoridae
Gene: Dhx32
Product: DEAH-box helicase 32 (putative)
Cellular component (GO): intracellular anatomical structure; spliceosomal complex
Molecular function (GO): helicase activity; RNA binding
Source: RefSeq, a predicted model, not a curated record
UCGCGAGGAAAUGCGGGCGCGCGCGAGCGCCGGAGCGUCGCCGGGGGCACCCAGCCAGUAGCCGGCCGAGGACACCGCCCCUGAGAGGCCUGGUCGGGCGCCCCCGCGGGACCGCGCUCCGACGUCCUCCGCGGUGGGCGCUGUGGGGCCCGAGGGCGUCAUCCUGAGGCCGUCUGUCCGGACCUCCCGAGCGUCGGCGAGCCGGCCUGGCCGCCUCCUCCUCCUCCUCCUCCCUCGGGACUUCGCCGCAGUGCGGUUUAUUGGCAGUCAUGUAACCCUCUGACGAGUGCUGAAGUGAGCACAACGAGGGACAGAUGCAGGUGUACUGAAUCUUGAACUGAGUCUUAGGAAAUCCAGAGGUGUGUAAGUAGGCGUCAGGCCCUGUUUGCAAUGAGCUGUUGGUAGAAGAAACUUGAUGGUGAGAUGUCAGCUGCCUAAGUGCACUGUUGGGACAAAAUGGAAGAAGAACAACUAGAAUGUCCAAACUCCUCCUCUGAAAAACGCUAUUUUCCUGAAUCCUUGGAUUCCAGUGAUGGGGAUGAGGAAGGGGUUCUGGCCUGUGAGGAUUUGGAACUGAACCCUUUUGAUGGAUUGCCAUAUUCAUCACGUUAUUACAAACUUUUGAAAGAAAGAGAAGAUCUUCCAAUAUGGAAAGAAAAAUACUCCUUUAUGGAGAAUCUGCUGCAGAAUCAAAUUGUGAUCGUUUCAGGAGAUGCUAAAUGUGGCAAGAGCUCUCAGGUUCCUCAGUGGUGUGCUGAAUAUUGCCUGUCCAUCCACUACCAACAUGGGGGCGUGAUAUGCACACAGGUCCACAAGCAGACUGCAGUCCAGCUUGCCCUGAGGGUAGCAGACGAAAUGGAUGUUAACAUAGGACAUGAAGUUGGCUACGUGAUCCCUUUUGAAAACUGCUGCACCAGUGAAACAAUCCUGAGGUACUGUACUGAUGAUAUGUUGCAAAGAGAAAUGAUGUCCAAUCCUUUUUUGGGUAGUUAUGGGGUCGUCAUCUUAGAUGAUAUUCAUGAAAGAAGCAUUGCAACAGAUGUGUUACUUGGACUUCUUAAAGAUGUUUUGCUAGCAAGACCAGAACUGAAGCUCAUAAUUAACUCCUCACCGCUCCUGAUCAGCAAACUCAGUUCUUAUUAUGGAAACGUGCCUCUCAUAGAAGUGAAAAAUAAGCACCCUGUGGAGGUUGUGUACCUUAGUGGGGCUCAAAAGGAUUCUGUUGAGUCUAUUUUACGCCUUAUCUUUGAAAUUCACCACUCGGGUGAGAAGGGUGACAUUGUAGUCUUUCUGGCCUGUGAACAAGAUAUUGAAAAAGCCUAUGAAAUUUUCUGUGAAGAAGGCUCUAACCUAAACCCAGAUGUUGGAGAACUGGUGAUUGUUCCUUUGUAUCCCAAAGAGAAGUGCACACUGUUCAAGCCAGUUGAUGAAACAGAAAAACGAAGCCAAGUUUAUCAACGAAGAGUGAUGUUGACUACUAGCUCUGGGGAGUCUUUGAUCUGGAACAACACAGUCAGAUUUGUUAUUGAUGUGGGUGUGGAAAGAAGAAAGGUAUACAACCCCAGAAUCCGAGCCAACUCCCUUGUCCUGCAGCCCAUCAGCCAAAGUCAAGCUGAAAUUCGGAAGCAGCUUCUUGGGUCUUCUUCUUCAGGAAAACUUUUCUGUCUGUACACUGAAGAAUUUGCUUCCAAGGACAUGAGGCCACUUAAACCAGCAGAAAUGCAGGAAGCCAACCUAACCAGCAUGGUGCUUUUCUUAAAGAGGGUAGACAUCGCGGGCUUAGGCCACUGCGACUUCAUUAACAGACCAGCACCAGAAAGUUUGAUGCAGGCAUUGGAAGACUUGGAUUAUCUGGCAGCUCUAGACAACGAUGGAAAUCUUUCUGAAUUUGGAAUCAUCAUGUCUGAGUUUCCUCUGGAUCCACAGCUGUCAAAGUCUAUCUUAGCAUCCUGUGAAUUUGACUGUGUAGAUGAAAUGCUAACCAUCGCUGCCAUGGUAACAGCUCCUAACUGCUUUUCGAAUCUGCCUCAUGUGGCUGAGGAGGCUGCCAUAACUUGUUGGAAAACAUUUUUACAUCCUGAAGGUGAUCAUUUUACCCUCAUCAACGUUUACAAGGCCUACCAAGAUGCGGCUGUGAACUCCUCCAGUGAGUACUGUGUGGAAAAGUGGUGUCACGAUUACUUCCUCAACUGUUCUGCUCUCAGGAUGGCAGACGUUAUCCGAGCUGAACUCUUAGAAAUUAUCAAGCGAAUCGAGCUUCCCUAUGCAGAACCUGCUUUUGGCUCCAGGGAAAAUAAUCUGAACAUCAAGAAAGCUCUGCUGUCUGGCUACUUCAUGCAGAUUGCUCGGGAUGUUGAUGGGUCAGGUAACUACCUGAUGCUAACACAUAAGCAGGUUGCUCAGCUGCAUCCCCUGUCAGGUUACUCCAUCACCGGGAAGAUGCCGGAGUGGGUCCUCUUCCAUCAGUUCAGCAUCUCUGAAAAUAACUAUAUCAGGAUCACCUCAGCAAUCUCUCCUGAACUAUUUAUGCAACUGGCCCCGCAAUACUAUUUCAGUAAUCUGCCUCCUAGUGAAAGUAAAGACAUUCUGCAACAAGUCAUGGACCACCUAUCCCCCAUUUCAACCAUCAAGAAGGAAGAGGACAUGUGUGAAAAGUGCCCUGAUACUACUGAACAGAGAUGUACUAUUCAAUGACUGCUCAUCGAAUAUAAGGUGCAAUAAGGAUCUCACGGGGAGCCUACGGUGGAUGUCUGGAGCCUUAUGCAGACACGUAAGGUGAAGACAGACAUCACAACCCACAGGACAGUCCUAAAGAAGCAACACUUCGUAUAUGAUUUUAAAAUAAAAAAUAGGAGUUUUUAUUGUGUUCUUUAAAUUACCUACUCCAUGUUCUUAUUCGAAGUUUUUAAUCAACCAUUCAUAAUCUGACCAAAAUUUAAAAAAAAAACAUUAUUUUGAAAAUGUGUCACAGACACAUGAAAUAGAACCCUACUUUUUGUAGAGGACUUUACCCUGAAUAAAGUCAUGAGUUUUUCAGUAAA